CCUACCAUUUUCACCCUGAGUGGGAGGAAGAUUAUUUUUUUGUUUAUUCUCAUUCAAAGCAUGUUAGUUUGAUCUGCAAUGCAACGGUGGCGUUGGCAAAGAAAGGGAAUCUGGAGCGGCAUUUUAAAACUGUACACGGGAAAAAGUGUUGUGAGGUUAGUUACUGCAGGCUGGGAACGAUGCGUGUGGGUUUGCAAUGUUGACACUAGACUGGUCGAUUUCGGGAGGUUGGCUACUUGAAAAGUAGAUCUUGAGUCAAAAAAGGUUGGGCACCCCUGCUGUAGGCACAUUCAGUGCGUUUACAUGACACUCAAGAAAGUCAAAUUAUUGGCUUAGUCCGAGGCUUUUAGACGUUUCCCACCAAGCGUGGUUAUUUGACCGGGAAAAAAUGUAUUUAUAUUUUUUGCAUUUUUUUUAAGGGCUUUUAGCCGUUUCUACUGAUCAAGUUGCAUCCAGAUAUUUUUUCACCUUCAUGAAUGUUCCACAACGGUGUGCAUAUGUAGAAUCCAUUAAAUCUGAUGGAUUCUGAAUUGAUUUCAUGCAAAAAUGAAUUUGCAUGCAAUUAUUCUGAGGAAUAACUGCUUGAUGUUAAAGGGCUUUAAGUUAAUCAAUAACAUAUCCCCAGCUUCUAUAUGCUACUGUCAAAGUGCUGUGCUGUAGAUGAUAAAAUUGUCUCAUCUCUGAUUUUACAGGUGCCAUCAUGUUGAUAAAAACUAAAAUAAAUAUGGAACAAAAAUAUGUCAGGAUAACUGAGCCAAACUUGGAAGAAUUCUUGGAUGCUGCUUUCAUGAAGUUCUCCAUCCCACCACCCACUGAAGGCGUCACAGUGUAUGAUGAGACGGGAACGGAGGUGGACGCAGACGUCUUUGAAGACGUUGCACAGCAGCCAAAUGCUGGUGUAUUUACAAUCAGAUUCAAACACACAUUGGAGGGAGCAACAGGCAGUUCACUGCCUGAUGCAGCACUGGAACUUUCUAACUACAACCCUGAAGAUUCAGUCAUCCUAGAACUUUUAUCUUGCACUUCUGAUGACACCAUCAUCCUGGAGGCGGAUUCAAGUCCAUCUGCAAAAAGGCAGAAACAAGACCGAGAUGCCAAACACUUAGUUGAAUCAGCCCUGGCUAAGAAACCAGGUGGAGACCGCAUUGUGAAAGAAUACAACAGGACAAAAGGUCUAACUGACUCUUCACGGCGACAGAUGGUGAACAUCCUUGCUGCCGACAUGACUGAAACUCAUGGGAUGGCACCGCCACGGCAUGUCAGAGAGAUGUAUGCCAAAGAAAUAGUUUCCAUGUUCCCGUACCUGAUGGAUCCAUAUUCCAAAAAUGGAUAUGCAAGUAUUUUUAUGCAUUCAAACAAAUAUACAGAAACUACAAUGCAAUAAGCAAUUAGAUAUUGACUGUGGUGGGUGUACACAAGUACAGUUUUCUACUUAGUAAGUAUUGUUUGUCUUAAUAUAAAGGAACAUUUC
This is a messenger RNA of Gadus chalcogrammus (walleye pollock), 1471 nucleotides long. RefSeq lists its product as uncharacterized. Lineage: Eukaryota; Metazoa; Chordata; Actinopteri; Gadiformes; Gadidae. The record is from RefSeq and is a predicted model, not a curated record. The transcript is spliced from 5 exons. Bases 701 to 1384 code for a protein of 227 amino acids.